AUGGCCGACAUUACGUUAUUUAGUUACCUUCUAGAAGUAGAUGUCCUAGAAACCAACAACAACGAAGCUAAUAAACUGAGCCCAUGGAAGUUUGAAACCCCUUUCAAAAAAGAUAAUAAGUUGAAAAUACUUAACGAGAAAUUUCGUAAUGAUAUUGACAUUGAACAAGAACUUGGAACCACUGAUGAUUCACCUUCCAUCCCAAUGAAACGACCGGGUGAACUUCAAUUUUCUAACCGUGAACCUGUUGCUCCUUUUCAAAGAGAUUUUUGGAAUGAUCCUAAAGCAAAAACAGUCCUUAAAUUCAGAUGGUGUUACAAAACUAACUUCAUAUCAACACCAUUAUCCGAGUAUAUGAAAGUUGAAAAGAACGAAAUUAUAUUGUAA
Funneliformis caledonium is the source of this 387-nucleotide messenger RNA. NCBI's taxonomy places the organism in Eukaryota, Fungi, Glomeromycota, Glomeromycetes, Glomerales, Glomeraceae. The record is from the annotation of a GenBank genome assembly.